Messenger RNA from Dreissena polymorpha, 2449 nucleotides. RefSeq names its product dynein light chain Tctex-type 5-B-like. The coding region runs from base 170 to 718 and encodes 182 amino acids. The transcript is spliced from 4 exons. The record is from RefSeq and is a predicted model, not a curated record. Gene Ontology annotation, cellular component: cytoplasmic dynein complex; cytoplasm. Gene Ontology annotation, biological process: microtubule-based movement. Gene Ontology annotation, molecular function: dynein intermediate chain binding. NCBI's taxonomy places the organism in Eukaryota, Metazoa, Mollusca, Bivalvia, Myida, Dreissenidae.
AAAGUUACAUGAGCUAAAUUGCACAAUUUGUCAUUUUCAAUGUAUGUGCAACCGUAUCGGAUUUGCCUUUGUAGCCUUUUUGUGACACGCAACAAAACAAGCGUCAAGUGCCUUAGCAACAAUUACUCUAAUUAACUUUCAGUUUUUGAGUAUUGUUUAGAAAACAAGGAUGGGGGAUCACGACAAAGCAAGGGACAAGGCUGCAAGACAUCUGAAGAAACAGGGGAGUGUUUCCUCUCUAGCAAGCAGUCUUGAUGUCUUGAAACAACACGAUAACAGACAUCAAAGACAUGGACCAAGCUCCAUGAGUACAGUUUCGUUCAUGGAUGAACCUGGCCAUGACGACAACUACAAACCCCCUGUGAGAUGUGAAAACACAUAUCAGCUUGAACCCAAAAAGAAGUUCCCAUCGGGCAAAGUCAAGCACAUAAUUCAGGAUGUACUUGACAGUUAUUUAGCAGAAGAAAAAUAUGAACCAGAGCUCUGCAGACAGAUGUCUAAAACUAUAUCAGAGGUGAUAAAGGCGAGAGUGAAAGAAAUGAUGAUUCCACGCUUUAAAGUGAUCUGCCUGGUGCACAUAGGUCAGCUGAGCAGCCAGGGUCUACGCAUUGGCAGUCGUUGCCUGUGGGAUGACAAAUAUGACACUUUCUCGUCACACGAGUUCAGAAACAAGUCCAUAUUUGCAAUCGGAAUGGUGUACGGCGUCUACUACGAAUAAGACAGUGCUUUGUUGCUAUCUGCUCCUUAUUUUGACCGGCAAUCUAAAAAAAUGAAGAACUUGUUCAGAUAUACAGAAGACUAUAUUAGUGUUGAAUAAAAGUAACAUAUAUUUUUGUCCCCUACCAGUUUCUACCGGUGAAACCGGAGGGGACUUAUGGUUUGCACUCUGUCGGUCUGUCUGUCAGUCUGUGUCAGUCAGUCCGUCACACUUUUCUGGAUCCUACAAUAACUUUAAAAGUUCUAUCUUUCAUGAAACUUGAAAUAUGGAUAGAUGGCAAUAUGGGGAUUAUGCACAUCAUUUCGUUUUGUUCCUGCAUCAAGAAUUAUGGGUGCUAUGGCAACAAAUAUAUGAAAUAAAAAAUACAAAAAAAUACUGACAAUGGUGGAGUUUCACAGGUAGGGGACCAUAUUGCUUGGCAAUCUCUUGUUUAAGGCAAGGCUUUGGAAACCCUGAACCACAAGCCAAUAUUAAACGGUGUUCUAGUUUUGGUGCAGUGCAAAUAAACCUCGUUAAUAAAUACUUAAAAGGUGAUCAAUUGUACGGAUAAUUGUAUAUUUUUGUUUGAACAUUCAUUAAAAGAAAAAUACUGAAUAAUGAACAAAUAAAAACAACAACAUAAAAUGCAAUACUGGUACUGAUUAUGUUAGUUGUAUUUCUUUAUGUUUAUUUUCUUACUAUGUAUGCUUGAUUCUGUGUUCCAAUAUGUAUUCCAUGGACAAGUUUUGCCCUUCCAAAAUACUAAACUCAGCUUAAAAGCUGUUUUAUUAAAUUCUAGUUAUUGCUGGUCUUGAAUAUCAUUUUUUUAUGUUUUAGAUGCAAAUUUAUUAAUUUCUUUCUCAUAUUUAAUCCUGAGUACAUAUGUAUUAUGAAGUAAUUACUCAGUUUGCCUAUCAGGCUUAUGUUGUUUGUACUUAAAAUAAUCAUGUAAAUUUCUUGUGAAAAAAUAAGCAUGUUUUCUGCUUUAUUUGUUUUCAUAAAAGAAAAAUGGAUUCUUCUAUUUAGUUAUGAUAUUUAGACUUGUUUUCUUUUAUUUAUCUUCUGAAUGCUUAUCAAUAUUUUUUUCAUUAUAAUAUUCACAAUUUAUCCCUUUUCAUACACUGCAUCCUUAUUUGAUAUACCUACAUUUGAUUUUUUUUUCAAAUGAUUUGUGAAUAUCAUAGUGUUUCACUUAAGCAAUUAUCAACUGGGAAUUAUUUACCAUUGAAAGAACUGAAUAAGCAUACAUGAUUUUCUGUAUUAUUUUGUUAUUGAUACCAAAAAAAAUUAUAUUGAUAGCAUCAUUUAUGAAUAAAAAGUACAUAAUUUUAUUAUAUUUAUUUGUUAGUAUGAAAUAAUAUGAUUCAAUUGAUCUAACUUAAUGUAUUUUGGCAUUUUUGUUACAUAAAUUAUGUAAGUAAUUAUACAAUAUUCUGAUAAGUGAAUCUAUAUGUGACAAUCUCAAAAUGUCUGCGUUGCAAUCACUCAACUCUUGAGAAUGCUGCCUUCCCUUGAUGAAAUCCAUCAAGAAUUUUAACAGCUUGAUUUGUUUGAUGUGUGCAACACAUAGGAUACUAUGUAAAUAAUACCAUACGGAUUGAUUUUUCUGAAAAGAAGCUCUUUUCAUUACCUUUCCUGAUUAUUAUUGGUAUAUUGUUUGAGGUUAAAAUUAUAUUUCGAAAUCCUGUGAUACAUUUUGUUUAUAUUUUAUAAUAAAAUAUAUUCAAUUAAAUUUAUUUAAUCAAAAUGAAA